AUGAAUCAAUAGGAGAAUGCGAUAAAAGGUGUUCUAAAACAAUAAUUAAUCGUUGACUCUGAAAGUGGUCCAUAUAAGACUAUUCAGGAAGCCAUUGAUAGGGCAGAACCUAACACAGUUAUAAAAAUAGCUCCAGGACUUUAUUCCUCCAACAUUGUUAUCAAUAAACCCGGAUUGCGUCUGGAACCUAAAGAAAAGGUUGGAGAUAUCAUUAUAGUUGUGUCCUCCAAACCUACUAUUUUGGUGGAUUUAAAAAAGGACGAACGUUGCACCUUGAUAGGAUUGAAAAUGUCACACAGUGGAACAAGCGAAGAGGUGGAGGAAUUAGAAAAAUUGAUAGAAGGUUAGGAGAUGGCAAAGCAUCUCUUUGGGAGUCAUGAGGAUGGAGCUGGUGGUUUGGAGUAGAAUCCAGAUGAGGAGUUUGUAAGCAAAGUGACAAUAGAUUCUAGUUUGAAUUGCGUAGUGCUAUUGAAUGGAGGCAAACUAUUUAUGGAAGAUUGCAUUAUCGCAUUAAAUUUCAUCGUGAAAUCCUUUAAAGGCAUAUUGCCAGGUAUAGCUGUGAAUCAAAAUGCUGAAGCCCUAUUCAUUAGAUGUGAAAUCAAAGGCACUUCCUCAAAAAAUUAAGAUGCCAAGACAAUAGGUAUUAUAGUGAAAUUAGGAGAUUUGAUUAUCAAGGAUAGCAAGAUCCACAAUCAUACAUAUGGUGGUAUAUUGAUAUAACAGGCACCAACUAAUAAAAAUGUUCGUGUUAUGAAUAGCAAAAUAAUCCAAAAUAAAAAAGUGGGAAUACAUGUUGUUGGGUCAGAUGCAAUUCCUUAAAUAGAGCAAUGUAGAAUUGAAAAUAAUGAAGGACCAGGAAUUAAAGUAGGUAUUGGAAACAGGGCCAGGAUUUAUGGAAACGAAAUAAAAACUAAUGUUGUAGGAAUAGAAGUGCUAUCUGCUGAUCCGUAGAUAUUUAAUAAUAAAAUUGAUAAGAAUUUCACUGAUGGCAUAUUAACCAAAGUAUUCGAACAAUUAAGAUGUGAUGGUAAGAUUAAAACUAAUCAAACAAUAUCUGGAAAUAAGGAAAAUGGUAUUCAUUGCACUGGGUAAAAUAAUUAUACCAGGAUCGAAUAGAAUGCCUUUAUAGGAUAUAAUAAGAAGGCAGGAAUCAAAGCUGAUACUGAAUCUCGUAUUUCAAUAUAUAAGAACAAGAUUACAAAAAAUCUAGGUUAGGGUGUAUUAUUAGUAGAGACUUCAUCUGCUGUCAUUGAAAAAAAUGAAAUUACUGAUAAUAUCAAAGCUAAUAUUGCCUUAGGCGGUGCCAAUUCUGUAGAUACAUUUAUAGUCGAGAAUAAAAUUCUGGGAGGGAGAUGUGAAGGUAUCUUCUUAAUUGAAUGUGGAAGGUGUUGGAUAUUUAGAAAUAAGAUUGCUGAAAAUAAUGAUGGAAUUGUUUGUAUAACAGCUGUUCCAAUUAUUAGUGGAAACGAAAUUUAAAAGAACAAAAGCAAUGGGAUUAUGAUUAUUAAAGAUAGUAGACCUGAAAUCAUUGAAAAUAAAAUAAAUCAUAAUGAUGGAAUAGGAUUGUUUAUUAGGGAUAAAAGUCAUGGAAAAAUACUUAAAAAUGAGAUUAAUGCUAAUGAGAUUGAAUUAGUUGUUGAAAGGAGGAAUCCUUCUUUGGAAUCUAUUGUAUAAGAUAACUAAGUAUCUGGAGAUAUUAGGAUACCAUAAAAUUAUGAUUGUACAAUUUAAUGA
Molecule: messenger RNA, 1734 nt
Organism: Paramecium tetraurelia
Lineage: Eukaryota; Ciliophora; Oligohymenophorea; Peniculida; Parameciidae
Exons: 3
Biological process (GO): regulation of apoptotic process; ubiquitin-dependent protein catabolic process; protein ubiquitination
Source: RefSeq, a predicted model, not a curated record